Chionomys nivalis (European snow vole) is the source of this 2181-nucleotide messenger RNA. It is a transcript of the gene Wnt9b, whose product is annotated as Wnt family member 9B. Lineage: Eukaryota; Metazoa; Chordata; Mammalia; Rodentia; Cricetidae. Gene Ontology annotation, molecular function: cytokine activity; frizzled binding. The transcript is spliced from 4 exons. Gene Ontology annotation, biological process: canonical Wnt signaling pathway; neuron differentiation; multicellular organism development. Gene Ontology annotation, cellular component: extracellular region. Bases 1 to 1341 code for a protein of 446 amino acids. The record is from RefSeq and is a predicted model, not a curated record.
AUGAGGCGGGCCGAGCGCGGCGGGGCCAAUGGGGCAGGGAGGGGGCUCGCCGGCCACGCCGCUCACUCUCCGGGAGGCUUGCGCUCCGCCCCACCCGGGUUUAAAGCCCCACGGGCGGCUGGUGGCGGCGCCGCGAGCGCCCAGUGGCGCGAGGAGAUGCAAGAGUGCGCCCGCAAUCGGCAACAUGCGCCCCGCGCCCGCGCUGGUCCUGGCCGCUCUCUGCCUGCUGGCGCUGCCCGCCGCCACCGCCGCCGCCUACUUCGGGUCAGUGCCCGUCGCAUCCCCGCUCUCCGCGUGCCUGGCAGGAACCCCAAGCUUACCAUCUCCCUUUUCACCCUCUCCAGUCUGACAGGACGUGAUGUCCUGACACCCUUCCCAGGCCUGGGCACAGCAGCAGCCCCGGCACAGGCUGGUGCCCACCUGAAGCAGUGUGACCUGCUGAAGCUGUCCCGGCGGCAGAAGCAGCUCUGCAGGAGGGAGCCUGGCCUGGCUGAGACCCUGAGGGAUGCGGCACAUCUGGGGCUGCUGGAAUGUCAGUUCCAGUUCAGGCAGGAGCGUUGGAACUGCAGCCUGGAGGGGAGGACUGGCCUGCUCCAGAGAGGCUUCAAGGAAACAGCCUUCCUGUAUGCAAUGUCUGCAGCUGCCCUCACGCAUGCGCUGGCCCGGGCCUGUAGUGCUGGGCGCAUGGAGCGUUGCACCUGCGAUGACUCCCCAGGCCUGGAAAGCAGGCAGGCCUGGCAGUGGGGCGUGUGUGGUGACAACCUGAAGUACAGCACCAAGUUCCUAAGCAACUUCCUGGGCCCUAAGAGAGGAAGCAAGGACCUCCGGGCCCGAGCCGAUGCCCACAACACCCAUGUGGGCAUCAAGGCUGUGAAGAGUGGCCUGAGAACAACCUGUAAGUGCCACGGCGUGUCGGGCUCCUGUGCCGUGCGCACCUGCUGGAAGCAGCUUUCCCCGUUUCGUGAGACUGGCGAGGUGCUGAAGCUACGCUAUGACACGGCUGUCAAAGUAUCCAGUGCCACCAACGAGGCUUUGGGCCGUCUGGAGCUAUGGGCACCCGCUAAGCCAGGAGGGCCUGCCAAGGGCCUGGCGCCUCGCCCCGGGGACCUGGUCUACAUGGAAGACUCUCCCAGUUUCUGCCGGCCUAGCAAGUACUCUCCGGGCACUGCAGGCAGGGUGUGUUCUCGGGACACGAGCUGCAGCAGCCUGUGCUGUGGGCGAGGCUACGACACCCAGAGCCGCAUGGUGGCUUUCUCUUGCCACUGCCAGGUGCAGUGGUGCUGUCAUGUGGAGUGCCAGCAGUGUGCACAGCAGGAGCUGGUGUAUACCUGCAAGCGCUAGGCCUCCACCAGGUGAGACUGUGGUACUGCCAGGACUCCCGCCACACAGGACACCGGCAAGCACCUACCUGCCCACGCACAGGCUGUGUACAAGAGUGUGCCCCUCAUCUCCCCCAACAGAUCGUUGGCCUGCCUUCUGCCUUCCUCACUAUUCAGAGAGAGAAACAAAGCCCUACCUCUGAGUCCCAGGAUCGCCCACCUGGCUGAGGACUUGGGACAGAACAGACUGAGAAGAGAGGGGAAUCUAUGAGGACCAGGGUAAGGCAUGAGCGAUGCUAUGCCGGAAGAGAAACAGCUUCCUGUCUCAAGGCCAAUAAAAGCUGGGAGGAUAUGGGAGAGGAAGGCAGAGCCAGCUGGAGCGGGAAGCAUUCAGCUGAGCGUGGUCAAUCUGUUGUGACCCCACUCUGAUGGCAGAGAGCUCUGGGUGUCACAUGCCUGCUUUGGUGGGGAGGUGGGGGAACACUUUGCGCACUGAAGACUGUUCAGGAUGUUUAUUGGGAGCAAGGAAAGCUUUUUAGGCUUGGGUGGCUCAGGUCACAGAGCCCGUGUACCCUGAAGUCUUAUGUCCUGGCCCUCAGGGCUGCCUCCUUGUGUUCUUAUCUUGAAAGCCGAGUCCCCCACAGCCAUUCAGCUCUGCUCAAUGAGACCCCUAAAGAUCAUAAGAAGGGCAUUGCCGGAGCCAGUCUCCACAGUGGGACUCAGAUAAUGCAACCAGGGUUGAGUUCAGGAGACAGUGACCCUUUCUCUUUUCCUUGGUGGCCAAAGGAACCUUUAAUCACAGCCCAGAGGAGGAGAGCUGUGUCCUGAUGCCUGGAUGAGAUAUGGCAGGCUCUGUAUUGAA